Oryzias melastigma (Indian medaka) is the source of this 1264-nucleotide messenger RNA. RefSeq names its product cerebellin-1. NCBI's taxonomy places the organism in Eukaryota, Metazoa, Chordata, Actinopteri, Beloniformes, Adrianichthyidae. The coding region runs from base 324 to 938 and encodes 204 amino acids. The record is from RefSeq and is a predicted model, not a curated record. The transcript has 4 exons. Gene Ontology annotation, molecular function: protein binding. Gene Ontology annotation, cellular component: glutamatergic synapse; synaptic cleft.
AUAUGGACAUAUGCAGCAGCAGGAGGUUCCUGGAUCAUGGUCAGAAGGGAGGAGGAGGAGGAGGAGGAGCAGGAGAUGAAGCUGAGGUAUUUGAAGAGCAAAGGCUCUGAUGGGCUGGAGCUGUUUGUGGCAGCAGAUCAGGUCUGAAGAGAAAGUCUGAAGACUUCGGAUUCUUGUAUCAGGGUGUGAACACUAUGGCACUUUGGCACUCUCUGUAGAUGGCAUCCUCCAGCCAAGGACCUAAAGAACCUUUUCCUAUACAGCUGAAAUGACAUCUUUGCUGUAAAGUAAGAAUAGUAAGAGCAGAGUCCUAGUUGGAAACCAUGUCCAGUUGGUGUCUGCCUCCUGCAGUGGCCUCCGCCUACUUUAUUGCUGCCCUGAUGCUUCUAUGUCCUUGGAGGCCGUUGGGGGUCUGCGGCCAGAACGAGACAGAGCCCAUCAUUUUGGAGGGAAAGUGUCUGGUUGUGUGUGACUCCACCCCAUCCGCAGAGCCAUCAGGUAACGCUCUGGGCAUGUCAGUGAGGUCUGGAACGGGUCGGGUGGCAUUUUCAGCCAUCCGCAGCACCAACCAUGAGCCGUCAGAGAUGAGCAACCGAACCAUGACCAUCUACUUCGACCAGAUCUUGGUAAAUGUUGGCGCCCAUUUCGACCCAGCGAGGAGCAUCUUUGUAGCGCCCAGGAAAGGCGUGUACAGCUUCAGUUUUCAUGUUGUCAAAGUGUACAACCGGCAGACCAUUCAGGUCAGUUUGGUUCUCAACGGGUGGCCGGUGAUCUCGGCCUUUGCUGGGGACCAGGACGUCACCAGGGAAGCGGCCACCAAUGCUGGGCUGGUGAUGAUGGAGCGAGGGGACAAGGCUUCGCUGAAGCUGGAGAGAGGGAAUCUGAUGGGGGGGUGGAAAUACUCCACCUUCUCUGGGUUCCUGGUGUUUCCAUUGUAGUCCCUGUUCGGCUGGCCUUGAGAAAGACUGUUGAGGGGGAUUGUGGGUAUUUUGUCAGGCAGCAAUACAGGAUAAAGUAGUGUUGGAUUACCUCAACUACGUUAACCUGCCAAAUGUCCCCUGUGAUAGUUGUUGUUCAACCAACAAGGGCCACAUUACAAAUAAAUCAAUACCUUGCAACUCCUACCCAACUGAGAAGACAGCCUACAUGUGUGUUCCUGGCGUGGCAUCAUGUGAUCUCCAGGGUGCAUGUGCUGGAGUGUGCAUGACCGUUGUUGUGAGUUUAAAGAGAAUAAACUGUUGACAUUGAAGUGUCGUGUCUGACA